Messenger RNA from Anopheles funestus (African malaria mosquito), 12360 nucleotides. RefSeq names its product laminin subunit alpha-1 (gene wb). The coding region runs from base 1644 to 11537 and encodes 3297 amino acids. The record is from RefSeq and is a predicted model, not a curated record. The transcript has 23 exons. Lineage: Eukaryota; Metazoa; Arthropoda; Insecta; Diptera; Culicidae. Gene Ontology annotation, cellular component: basement membrane.
GAAUGCUAAAGAAGAAGAAAUAUUAUUCUAAUAAAAUUUAUUUGCUAUAACAUAUAUUUAUAUGUUAUUAGAAACAUUUUUUAAGCUUUAAAAACUUAAAAAUAUUUCAAACAAACAGCUAAUUCUCAGUCCAUACUUAAGCGACCACGUUUCAAAAUUUAAGUGCGAGAGGAUUUUUACCAGAGAGUACGACACGUUUGGAUGCUGAGCGCAACGCAUUUAUCCGAGUUUUCUGUUUCUGUACGAUCAGUGCUCAUCGGAAUGUUGGAUCGUGCGGUUCGUAGUGAUCGGUCGCGUUUGUGCCGUGGUUAGCAAAGUAUAAACGAAUCCAAGUGUUUAGUGAUAUGAUUUUCUUUUAGUGAUACAGUAUUAUUGCAACCGAAAAACGAAUAAAGUGAACGAGUUUUGAAGCGCAACACUUGUGAUGCAAACAAUUACAUGAAAAGAUUUACCGACCGCCAGUCGCAUUGUCGCUUAAAUGUGACAGUUUGCUCUACGUCCUGAGCCGGCAAUUGCGGACCGGCGUGUUCUUUCGACUGGAGCUUAAAAUAGCCAAAUCCGCGAGUGCACAAAAACCGAAUCCGCGGUUCAGGCGACGUCGGACGUUUCGCGACGUCGCAGUGGUUGUGGGCCGGAAAAGCGCAAGCAAAACGCGCUGCUAAGCAUCAACAGUGGCGUGGUCUUUUUUGUUCGUGAUUUUGCAUCAAGAUACGAUGUGCAACAGAGCAAGUGGGCUCGUAUACGAUGUGCAGAGGCACCUGCCAAAGUGAUCGAAGUGCGUGAGAAAUUAUCGAUCAUCCUUGCGAUCUCAAAGUGGUGCUUGGCGCACCAGGAUAAAAGAGCAAAAAUGGUGCGUUUGAAUCUUGCUUGCAAGGGAAAAAAGCGAUCACGCAGCACGCAUUAAUUGAUGUAUCGCAAAGUGUGCAAAGUUCAGUGCUUGUGUGGGUUGGUACAGUGUCUCAAUUCAAACGUGUAUUACGUGCCGCGAGAAAAGAGCAUUUAACUUACGAAAAAAGGCCACUAAUUGACACGCGAAGAACCUGGAAAAGGGCUGGUGAAUAAGUUUAGCAAAAGAAGCCGAUUGGACAUGAGUCCAUUCUUGCCACCUUCAACGCUUCCUUCGCUUGCGAACUGCUGCAAAAGAAAGUAAUUAUAGACGCCCUUAUCAAUGCGAUGCCAUUUUUCAUCACGCCUUCCUCCGGGUCGCAGCCGGUCGCUGCCAGUACAAAAAGCCUCAGUACCUCAGCACACUAUCGAUGACGACGACGACGACGAUGAUGAUGAUGCUGCUGAUGACGGUGGUAUUGCAGACGAGCGGUUCCUAAAUGCAACCGCUGGCAAUGAUUGUGCUGAUGAAGUUGAUUCGUCACCCUGGAACAUACGAGUUCACUAGACGUCGAUAGUUAGCGCGUAGUUUGUGCAAGUUCUCCUUUACUUUGUGAUAAGUAAGCAAAGCAGUGAAUAAAUAAGUGUGCCAAGAAUGCUAAAGAAGCAAGUGCGCUGCCCUCAGUGCAGUGAUUAGUGUGCGAAUGUUGUGUGAUCGUUUCGCCCUGAAACGGAAGCAAACGCGUGUGUGAUCGUGAGAAAGAAAGUGUGAAAGAAGAAGCAAUCGUGAGCAAUAGAAAUUAGUGAGAAUAGUGAAAAUGAGAUUUAAGAUGUGUUCCAGACGACCAAAGUGCGUCCUGGUGACGUUAUUACUAGCACUGAGUGUAAGCGUCGUGAUCGGGGUUCGUCAGGAUCACGACGAUAUGUCCGUUGAGGAGAUGCUGCGACGUGAAAGCCGCGAUGUAGACACAGACCAGACAGAGCACCUCGUGCCGAUGGGAUGGAGUGAUGCAGAUGACGGUGCUCUUCCGGCUGUGAUACGGAAUCGACCGCGACGAACGAAACAAAUAUGGCGACAGCAUCGGCCACGGCACUCCGGGCGGCAAGAGUUAAAAUUAUUUUCUGGCCUGACGGUUUCCACCGCAACCGCGGACUACGAGCAGCAACUUCCGAAAGCGUCCGGUUUGUGGCCAUCAUUUUUUAAUGUAGCCCUCCGGGCGACAAUCUCCGUGAAUGCGACCUGUGGUCAGACGGGCCGGGAAGAAUACUGCCGGCUAACGGAAGGCACUGGACGUACGCGCGGUUCCCAGUGCGGUAUCUGUGACGCGAACAAUCCUGACCCGGAGAAACGCCACCCGAUCACAAAUAUCGUCGAUGGUACGAACAGCUGGUGGCAAAGCCCGACGUUGCAGAAAGGCGCUAAAAAUGAUCGCGUGACGAUCAAUCUCGAUCUCGGACAGCUGUACCAGAUAGUGUUUUUCACAAUGCGUGCCGCCAUUUCUCCCCUUCCUGCUGCUUGGGUGUUGGAAAAAUCGCUAGACGGACGGGUGUACGACGCAUGGCAGUAUUUCGCAUCCGAUGACACGGAAUGUCGGGAGCGGUUUGGUUUACCGGCCUACAGUACGAACUACAUCUUUAAAAGUGACACGGAAGUGAUUUGCUCGACGCAGUUUUCUUCGCUCGAACCACUGGAAAAUGGAGAAAUUAAUUUGUCCAUCAUAAGUGGACGACCGAGUGAAAAGAGCACAUCGCCUGAGCUGCAAAACUUUACCCUAGCUCGAUACGUUCGUAUACGGUUGCUGCGUAUUCAGCAGGCAGAUGCACAGCGGAGCUUUUACACUGUUCGAUCGCUGAGAAUCGGCGGGCGAUGCUUUUGCUCCGGCCACGCUGGUAAGUGUAAAACGAACGAUAAUAACAUCGACAAUGAGCCACAGUGUGAGUGCGUGCACAACACUUGUGGGGUGCAUUGUGAUCGAUGCUGUCCACUUUACAACCAACGACCCUACCGUAUUGGAACUCCUGUCGCAGCGAACAAAUGCGAAAAGUGUGAAUGCCACGGUCAUGCAAAGUCCUGCAUCUACGACAAGCUCGUGGAUGAGCAACACCUCAGCAUAAGCAUCCGGGGGAAGAUGAGUGGUGGAGGUGUCUGUCAAAAUUGUACCCAUUUCACAACCGGAAUUAACUGUGAGCGUUGUCUGGCCGGGUAUUACCGGCCGACGGAUCGAUUGCCGAACCAUUCGGAACCGUGCAUCGUUUGCAAUUGUACGGCCCCUGGUGCGACGGGAGAAUGCAAUCCGAUUGGAGGCGAUUGUUACUGUCGGGAAGGAUUCACCGGUCCCGGAUGUACCGAAUGUUUACCAGGACAUGCGGGAGAUAAGUGCAUUCGGUGUGAUUGUGAUGCGAGAGGUACACUGCCCGGUCGGGAAUGUGAUGAAAGGUGCAGCUGUAAGGCUCACGUCACUGGUGAGCGUUGCGAUAGCUGUGCUGAAGGAUACUUCGCGCUGGAUGAAAGCCAUACCGAUGGAUGUCUCAAGUGUUACUGUUCCGGUGUGGCAACGAGCUGUUCACUGGCGCACGUCGAAACGAGCAGUUACGAAACGCUGCACGGCUGGACGGUUACGAACUUGGGCAUGAGCGAACAAAUUGUCCCCACAAAGGAUAACGAAACCGGAUUUCUGGUGUUCGGUAUGUUUGAAAUGCCCGAAACAGAAGCCAUAUACUGGAAGGCACCGGAAGGAUAUCUUGGGAACUUGUUGCGUAGUUACGGUUCGCGGCUAAACUUCAAGAUCCAGUGGAUAACGGUGCGUGGCGACACGAGUGGGAAACCUACGGUUGGACCGAAUCUUGUGCUGGUUGGUCGAAACGGUAUGAAGAUAGCGUACGGGGAGGAAAGCUAUGAUGAGAUUGGAGAGGCUACGAUUGAAGUUCCGUUGAGGGAGGACAGUUGGUAUCACGUUCCAAGAACGGUGAAGGAUAUCAUUACCCGGCUAAGACGUACGGAGUAUCACGGGGAUCCCGUCACACGGUCUCAGUUUAUGGCGGUUCUCACAGACGUGGAAGCGAUACUGAUACGAGGCACCUAUCACACGGACCAGGUAGAGAGUGUGUUGGAUCAAGCUCAGCUGUUUUCGGGAUUACACUCAACCGGCGGAUCGACGUGGAACAGCAAUUUCACUUUUAUUGAGCGCUGCGAAUGUCCGGAGGGAUAUCGAGGAACUUCCUGCGAGGAGUGUGCAUUCGGGUACGUUCGUAUCUAUGAAACAAGUGUCACACAUGAACGAAUCGGCCGCUGUAUUCCGUGCUCUAUGUGCAAUGGACAUGCAAGUAGUUGUGAUCUUGAAACGGGAGAGUGUGGUAGCUGUUUGCACAAUACCGUGGGGACAAACUGUGAACGGUGUUUACCAGGGUUUUACGGUAAUGCGACCAUUGGACUUCAGGGCGACUGUCGACAGUGUGCUUGUCCACUGGUGGAAGAAAGCAACAAUUUUUCACCCAACUGUCAGGCUCGUGGUGGAAGCACGGAUCUAUCGGAGUAUGUGUGUACGCAAUGUCCAGAAGGGUAUACGGGAGAUCACUGCGAAUUAUGUGAUGAUGGAUAUUAUGGGGAGCCGGCGGUGAUUGGAGGUCAGUGCCUUCCUUGCCCAUGUCACGGAGGACCUUGCAAAGUGAAGACGGGCGAAUGCAUCGAAUGUUUAGGUAACACUGAAGGAUGGCGUUGCGAGCGUUGCAAAACCGGCUACUGGGGUGUUCCGGAUGAUGGGUGCGAACCCUGCAGCUGUUCCGAACUGGGUGCACUUGAGAACGUGUGUGACGUGACGACGGGCCAGUGCAUUUGCAAACCGCGCUACGGUGGCCGACGGUGUGACGAGUGUGAUGUGGGAUAUGGUAAUCUGGAUCUCGACUGUCCAGCCUGUGCGUGCAAUGUGAAUGGUUCGGUUAGCUUGAUGUGCAAUGUAGUGAGUGGACAGUGUGAGUGUAACGUCGGUACGGAGGGAAUCAACUGUGAUCGGUGCCAGGAAGGAUUCUUCGGGCUUUCCGUGGAACAACCGGACGCUUGUGAAGACUGCAACUGCCAUGCGAAAGGUGCCCUCGAUCAGACCUGCAGCCCGAAGACGGGCCAGUGUCAGUGUAAACCAAACAUCGAAGGCCGGCAGUGUAAUUUGUGCCGGAAGGGCUUCUGGGAUUUGAAUUCCGGGAACGGAUGCAUACCGUGCUCCUGUGAUGCAAACGGCAGUGAGCUCGAUGGAUGUGAUCUACACACGGGACAGUGUUUCUGCAAGACGGGAGUCACUGGAACCAGUUGCGAUCGGUGUGACGUAGGUUUCUACGGAUUUAGUGCGCAAGGAUGCAAGCGAUGUGAUGUAUGCAACAGUGCUGCGUACGUAUGUGAUCCGGAUACGGGACGUUGCAUCUGUCCGGCGAACAGCCACGGACCGGAAUGUCGUUCCUGCAUCGCCAACACUUGGGGCAACGAGUUCCAGAAAGGCUGUAAACACUGCGCGUGUGACAUCGUCGGUUCGAUUGGACAGUCGUGCGAGCGAGAAACGGGCCAAUGUAGCUGCAAGGAGGGUUACACCGGUCGUCAAUGUAAUGAGUGUGCCUCGGGAUACUAUGGCUAUCCGACGUGCCAUCGUUGCGCUUGCGAUGAGCGUGGUACACUGCCGAGUAAAAACGGAACCGUGUUUCCCUGCGAUCGAAAUGGUCAAUGCCAGUGUAAGGAAAUGGUGUACGGAAAACGGUGCGAUCUUUGCCGGCAGGGUACGUUCGGAUUGACCGCUUUCCACCCGGAAGGUUGUACCAGAUGCUUUUGUUUCGGGAGGGCAAGCAAUUGCACGCAGAGUGAUCAUUCCUGGGGUCAGAUGCGGUUGGUGGGGGCGCGUAAUUUGAGCGUCGAGUACCUGGAACGUCAGGAUGAUCACACCGAGGUUGACUAUGUAGUGAUUCUCCAGCUGGAAGGCACGCAUAUGCAUCGGGAAGAUGUGAACAUUACCAGCAUGAACAAUCUUGAGCUAAUACCAAGCUCCUCGGGUAAUGUGUCGAUCGGAGCGUACGCCAUGUUCCGAUACCCAUUGUACUUUCAGCUACCACCUCAGUUCCUAGGUGAUCUCACCGCCAGCUACGGUGGGCAGCUUAACUUCACGCUACUCACGGCGGGCGCUACCAUUAACAUCCCUGAGCCAUCGUUGCGUCAGUUCCCGCUGGUGCAGCUGCACACUCACGAGAAUCUGGUGCUAGACUUCUACGCGGAAUCGAAUCGCCACGGACAAGCGGUAGAAUCACAUGCUGUCCGUUUGCUUGGAAGUUUAUGGCGCAGUCACUAUGAUGGUACGUGGAUCAACCGAACCAUCCUGAUGACGGCCCUGCAGAACGUUCGGCAUAUUUUUGUCCGAGGAACGACCACAAUGGACUUUCAGCAAGUUGUACUUACCAAUGUCACGCUUGAUACGGGAAUCUUCGUAGCAGGAGCAGAAAAUAACCAUGCGUACGGUGUGGAGCGAUGUAGUUGCUCACCGAAAUAUAGUGGACUAUCGUGUCAGAAUCCGGGUCGAGGUUACUAUCGCCACCGAUUACCUAUCCUUCAUUUGGAGUGGGCAACAAUAGAUGAUUUGAUCGGCAAAGUGAUACCUUGUGGAUGUAACGGACGGAGCGAGGAGUGUGAUCCGGAAACGGGUAUUUGCUUGAACUGUCGUAAUAACACCGGCGGAGAGCAUUGUGAACGUUGCGCAGAAGGAUUCUACGGCGAUCCUAACCUCGGUCUGUGUGCACCCUGUCCGUGUCCCGAAACGCGCAAAAACUUUGCCCGAGGUUGUACGGUUCGUGGCAACGACGUGCAGUGCAUCUGCAAGCCGGGCUAUACCGGGGCAUUGUGUGACAGUUGCAUGCGUGGCUACUUUGGGCAUCCACAUCUGGAUAAUGGACAUUGUGAUGCGUGCGAAUGUAAUCGUGAGGGCAGUAUGUCGGACGAGUGUGAUCAUUACACCGGCGAGUGUCAUUGCCGACCGGGCAUUACUGGGCGCAAGUGCGAUCGUUGCGAACAGCCGAAACAUAUCGUGCAGGACUAUCGGUGCAAGAUUUGUGAUAACUGCACCAUUACACUGAUAGACGAUUUCGACAUAUUGGCCAGCCGUUUGGCGGAAGAAACGUCUCACAUCGAUCGCAACGGGAUACCGGCACCAUGGGUGGAAUUGACGAAAUAUGAAGCGAAAACACGACAACUUUCGGAUCGUGUAGCCCGACUGCUUGAAGCGGAAGAUACUGCAAAAAAGUUUAUGGCGGACUUUGCCGAACCCCUUACGCGCAAUGCAACUCGAUUAACCAAGCGGCUCCACAAGCUGGACAAUCGUGCAAGGAACCGCGAGGAAGAAAUCCUCAAAUGCACUGAUCGUGCAAACGAACUGUUUGAUGAAAUCAAUAUGAUCGAUAGUGAUCUUCGCAGCACAAUUCAGAUACUUAACAACUACGGUGUGGGAGAUCAUCACGUCAAACUACCGCUCGCAGUGCAAGAAGCGAAAGAUCGGCUAGCAAAAAUUCGUGAUCAGUACGAAGCGAUACAGUUCGAUGAUAAGGUGCUCGAAUGUGCCAAUAAGCAAUACGACCACUGGUCUAAUGUGUCGAAGAUGGUUGAGCCCCACGGAAGGAAAUUGGAAGAUCUGAAAUUCGAGAUUGAGCAGAUACACCACAAAGCGGACCAUCUUCAAAACUACACCGUACAAGUAUUCCGCCACGUGCAGGAAACGGAGGUGUACCAAACAGCGAACCAGAAGCACUUCGAUAAGGCCCGUGAUGCAUAUCAGCAGGCAGUAGAAGAUAAUGCUAGCGUGAAGAAACUUCUCGACACCAAUAUCAUGGCGGAUACGGACAUAACUCUGGUGCAGCUCGAUGAUAACUAUGGUCAGCUGGAAAUGGAUAACCAAAAUCUGCACAACUUGGUGGAGGGAUUGAAUGAAUCAACUGAAGAUUUGAUCCGUGAGAAAAGCAUCCUACUUGAAACGCAGAUCCCCAAAGCGGUUCGACAUGCGGAACACUUGAAAGCGAAAGCGGAUCACAUUAGGAACAAGUUUCAAACGACAGAGGACAUAUCGGCGAAGGCUAUGAAGGCUAGUCAAGCGUACGAAAAUAUCAUCUCUGCCAUUGUGGCAGCCCAGUCCAGUGCAGACAAUGCAACCAGCAUGGUUGAGAAAGCCGAUGAGCAUAUUAAUCCACUGCACGAUGUAACGAUCAGUGAUCGAAGCCGCAAAGCGUUGGGAAUUUCGACGAAUCUGACCAGUCGAGCGAACAAGGAACUAAAUAAGGCUGUUGCACUCAACGAGACGAUGAUACAGAAGGAAAAGAGCGUCCAGAGCCUUAAGGAUCAGAUAUGGCAGACGGCGAUCAAGAACAACAAUUUGAUGGAAGAACUUGGCAAGGUCGAACCAGGUGAAACGAUGAAAUCGGUUCAAUCCGAUCUGGACCGUUCCAGCAUCGUAUCCGAGCAGAUGAAGUUUGUCCGACAGGAGGCAAUCAAUUUGAACAGUGACGUAUACAAGCUAAAGUUGAAACUGAAAUCACUCGAGCCGGAAUGGGAUACCAAGUUUGGAAUGGCGGAGGAAAACGUAUCGCAAACGUUUGGUAACAUUCGAAAGGCAAAGGAUAAGCUGAACGGUAUCGAAGCUUUGGCGAGAAUACAAGAAGACCGGUUCAAGGUGUGGAAUGAGUCGUUCUCUGGCCAGCUGCAGCAGUUACGCGAUCAAAUUGCGUUGGCUAAACACGCCGCGGAGGGUAUUCGCGUUUCGAUGGAAUCGGCAGAUCAAUGUAUACGGUCUUACGCUCCAGCCACCUUCGGACCUACGACAUCCAAUCGGAUCGUUAUGUCGAUCGCUUUAACGAAUUCGAACGUCCAGAACUCACCACUUGCGUACAUUGAAGGGGACGGACGACGGUUCAUAGCACUUGAGUUACGGCAGCGUAAGAUUCGAAUGCUUUGGAGUUUGGACGGUGGUGCAGUUACGACGGUGACCCAUCCGCAGGAGAUAGAGGUGCGCGAUCUUAAGAACGAUGAUGCGUGGUAUUUUAUUGACGCAACACGUACCUUUAACGUGGGAACACUUAACGUGAGGCAUAUGUUACCCGCCGGCGUGCUGAAUAAUGCUCGUCCAGUGACCGGUGCGAGUAGUCCAGCUUUCUCAACAAUUAGUAUCGGUCCAAGCAGUCGUAUCUGGGUAGGUGGUAUACCGGACGAUUUGCGUGUACCAGAGCUGGAACCGAGCCAGGGAUUAGGCGUUGCGGUGAGUCAGUUGUACGUCGACCGACGGCAGCUUGGUUUGUGGCACUUUACAAGCUCUAGUGGGAAGUGCGCAGGAGCCAUGUUAGGUCCACAAGAGGUAGCCAGCUCAACGAACGAGCGAAACUUCAAUGGUAACGGAUAUGCGGUGCUGCAGCAUACUGGGCGUCAGAACAAGGUGGAGUUCAGUUUGAGCCUCAGCUUCAAGACGCUUGAUGAGGAUGCGCUCAUUUUCCUGGCGCUGGAUGAGAAGAAUAAUCGAUCUGUAUCGCUCACCCUGUAUCAAGGCCGAUUGGUAUUCCGUGUCGACUAUGGCGAUGAUGCACGGCUCGAGAUAAACACAACUAAACGAUACAACACCGGUGCUUGGGUCGUAGUGGAGGCAUCCCGUCAGUAUCGUAAAUCCCGAACCGAUGAAGGUGUGUUGAAGGUGGAUGGUCUCGACAACAUUCUCGGAUCACCGACGAAACCGAUUGGUGCCUCAAUGCUGCCCGUUCUUAGCGAUAAAUACUACCUGGGAGGAGUGCCUCCAGGCUUCAAAACAGGCACUACCAAAGCACCCGGUGCCGAUCACGCAUUUUUGGGCUGUGUGAAGGGAUUGCAGAUCAGUGGCACCUCGUACGAUCCACUCGAUAGUACGACCCACUUCGGCAUAGAGACAUCCUGCGAUAGUACGAUCGUGAAGGCAGGGUUUUUCGGCGAAGGUUACGUCGAGUUCCCUUCGUUCCCGUUGAAGAAGCGGGCAAACUUUGGCUUCGUGUUCCGUACGAUGCAACCGGACUGUCUGUUGCUGCUAUCUGCCUACCCGAGCCGAAUUCAUGACGACUACGAUUCGAAGGAUACCUUCGGCAACUAUUCGGUGUUCUUGUCGGAAGGUCGUCUUCAUCUGUGGAUGGAUGCCGGUACCGGUCGGAUUGAGCUAGUAUCAAACGAAACCCUGAACGAUGGCGAGUAUCAUGUUCUCGCGAUGGUCAAACAAGGUCGCCAUGUGGAGCUACGCAUUGACGACAAGCUGCAAAUGUCCCGGACGCUUCAAUCGUCGCUAGUAAACAUGCCGGGUGAAAGUGGUGGACUGUACAUCGGUGGAGUGCCUUACGAUCCGGCCUUUACAUCGCUAGCGAAGGUGUUCGAUGGGCUGAAGGGUGUCGUGGCAAACGUGGUCUUCAACAACCAAACACUUUCGUUCGGUCAAGCACUUAACUUUACCGACGUACAGAUGGGACGUACUGGUCCGCCUAUGGGCAGCCAGGGCUUAUACACGGCACUAAUGAAGACUGAACCAAUAGGGCGGAGUUUUAAGGCCGCUCCAGAAGGUUGCCAUCGUGUCGGAAGCUACUCCUACGAACCAAAUGCGUUUAAGUACGGCGAUAAACCACAAAGUUAUUCCGUGGUGACUGUGCAGGCGAGAAACAUAUGGCAGCGCAAUUUCCACAUCGAGUUUGACUUCCGAACGUACUACCCUAAUGGCAUUUUGUUCGUGGCAUUGGGCACCAAAGAGAAGGCGAAACAUUUCAUCAUGUUAGCGUUAAAGGAUGGCGUACUGAAGCUGACGGUGCGUGGCCGUAAACGGGACCAACUGCUGCUGCCACCGAAAUUGAACGAUGGCCAGUGGCAUCGGGUGGCACUGAGCAGCGUAAAGAAGAAAGCGACGUUGAGCGUACAAAUUGGCAGCAGUCACAGCUCGGCGCAGCUUAAACUACCAAAGAAAUUGAAUGCGGCCAACACGCUGCACAUCGGUGGGCUGCCGGACGAGGUACCGAUACUGCCCCGGGAGCUCCAACCAAGACCGGAAGCAUUCAAGGGUUGUCUGCGAAAGUUCGUCGUGAACAAUAAUACGCAGGACUUGGCCCGUCCCGGGCGCCAUUUGCACGUGGGUCAGUGUUUCCCGCGCAUUGAGCGUGGUUCCUACUUCCCGGGUGAUGCGUACGCCAUUUACAAACGCAACUUUAACGUAGGAAAGUUCGUCGAGAUCGAGCUAGAAGUACGGACGUCUGAGAUGAACGGAAUACUCAUGAGUGUGGCCGAUCAGAUCAACGGAUUCCCAGCGUUAUCGUUGGAAAUAUCAAACGGCAACAUCAUCCUUUCGGUGGACAAUGGUGACGGUAAUCCGACGCGUCUAUCCACGACACUUCCCUCGAAGUAUACGCUUUGUGACAACCGAUGGCACAACAUCUCGGCACUGUAUGAAGAUCACCAAAUGGCACUUCGUGUGAACGAGUUCCCACCAUCACUGCUGUUGCCACACGGAGUUGCUGGAUUUGGACGAGUCAACACUAAGGCUCCUUUAUACAUCGGAGGUCUUCCCGAUGCGGCUUCCAGUGGUACACUUUUGAUGAGAGAAAACCUUAAAGGUUGCAUUCGCAACAUUGUCAUCCGUAACGAGCGCAAGGACUGGACGGACAUGGACGAUCUGCACAAUGUGCUGCUGAGCGAAUGUCUAGCGGUGAAUUAGCGAAUUAGUCUAACGCGCUCUGUUUCGCACUGUACAUAGCCAUACGAUACAAUACGCUUAAAUGAAGGUGUUCCACGGCAUUAGGAUAAGUUUGCGGCCGAAAGUUUAUUUCCAAUUAGUUCAGCGCACCAUUGCGAUUCCGGGGGGACGUGUUAAGCCAAAUACGAAGCGUUACUUUCGGACAUCCGGAAGACCGAGGACGCUCUUCGCACGCAGAACAAAACAAUGAAGUGUUCAAAUGGCAGUGACGCCGAAACUGCCAACGAUUAGCUCAUCCGGGAUAGUAUGACGCACGUUUAGGUUAGGUAGAGUAAUGAUUUAAGCUAGCGCAUAAGGCCCACCUAACUUAUAGACUAUUGUAUUUAUUACGCCCGAGAGCCAUCGUGGGUCGGGUGGGAACUCCCGACCUCUUCGAUGGAGUUCGAGUUCUCGAGCUUAGAGUCUCUAUUUAUUCGCGAUAGAACCGAUUCCAGAACAAAUACAAAUACACGGAUUAGAAUGUUACGUUCGUUAAGAUGCCAUAGAUUGAGGAUAUGCUACAAUGUAUUAGAGAAACGAUCGUAAAACUAGCCGGAGGUACGUAAAGGCAGGACCGGGACUUAAGAUCGAUAAGCGUUAAGAAGGCUAGGAAAAUGUAGAGAUAAUGAUAAUGUUGUCUCCUUGUUGACUAACAAAAUGUGUAAAAAUAAGUUAAACCAACGAAAUGGUUUGCGAGUGUUGACGAAGUGUGUAUGGCGAUCACAUGCAAACACAUGAAUUUAUAUCCAUUGCGGUAUUACAAAUAAACCUCCUAACCUCCUCCAGCGUGAGAGCGAGUACGUAA